Tarenaya hassleriana is the source of this 1567-nucleotide messenger RNA. Its product is annotated as basic leucine zipper 25. The transcript has 6 exons. Gene Ontology annotation, biological process: regulation of DNA-templated transcription. Bases 58 to 1347 code for a protein of 429 amino acids. The record is from RefSeq and is a predicted model, not a curated record. NCBI's taxonomy places the organism in Eukaryota, Viridiplantae, Streptophyta, Magnoliopsida, Brassicales, Cleomaceae. Gene Ontology annotation, molecular function: DNA-binding transcription factor activity.
CUAGCCAAACGCAAACGCACAGAGCGACGGAGAGAGAAGGGUAAAGAGAAGCAAGCAAUGAACAGCUUGUUCUCCGUUGAUGAUUUGACCGAUUCUUUCUGGGAGACGGCCGCUCCGGCGGCGAUGGCGGAGGGGAUUAGUCGGAGCCAAUCGGAGUGGGCGUUUCAGAGGCUGAUCGAAGAGAUGUCUGCUUCCGGCGGGAGCUCGAUCGCGGGGUUGUCUUCGGCGGCGGAGAACGCGAUCGACCGAUCAGUGCCGCAGAUUCAACCUGAGCAAUCGGUUUCGAUGCCGUCGGGAGCUGGUUCUGAUAUCGCGGCCGAUAUCUUUGAGACACAGAAGCUCGAGAACCAUCGCCAUCGAUGGGAUGAACAAGGAAGUCGGAAUCAUGUGUCAUCGUCGACGAUUGGGGUUGAUCCUGAUCAGUACCACGCGAUUCUCAAGAGCAAGCUAGAUCUCGCUUGCGCUGCUGUUGCUCUUCGUGUCGCUAUGGUGAAGCCGGAAGAUUCGAGUACCACAGCGACCAAGCAAAAGCAACCUAUAUUGGUCGGAUCUGAAGCUCAAGGCUCCGCUGCUGCCCAAAUCUCACCUGGUACCUCAUCUGUGAGUGCCUCUCCCUCACCAGGCAUGCAAAAGAAAUCAGACGUGCCAGUCGGGCAAGCUACAAGUGGAUCUUCAAGAGAUGAUUCAGAUGAUGAUGAACUUGAAGGAGACAUGGAAACCACAGAGAACGGGGAUCCUGCUGACACAAAGCGUGCUAGGAGGAUGCUCUCAAAUCGGGAAUCUGCUCGGCGCUCUAGGAGAAGAAAACAAGAACAAAAGAAUGAACUUGAAACACAGGUUGGCCAAUUAAGGGUUGAGAAUUCAACAUUACUCAAGCGUCUAAGUGACAUGAAUCAUAAGCACGAUACAGCUGCUGUCGAUAACAGAAUUUUGAAAGCUGAUAUUGAGACAAUGAGAACAAAGGUGAAAAUGGCAGAAGAGACGGUUAAACGGGUGACUGGAAUGAACCAUCUGCUUUUUGCAAGACCAAACUCAACUAACAUGGGGCUGCCAUUUGACAAUACACUGAUGGAUUCCUCUAGGAUUGGUCUAACGCCUGCACUGCCAAACUCUAACCACAUUCUGAAGUCAGCAAUGCCUAACAUCAUCGGAACUGCACCAAAUGGAAGACUCGACAACUGCUUUGGGAACAACACUCUGGUUCCUCCGAAUAUGAACUCAGUGACUAAUGCCAGUGCAGAAAACAUGACCAACAUCCCCCUCCCGCAGCAAGCAUCCUCACCAAAUCUUGUCCCGACCCCGCCCCAAUGGAAUCACGAUGUGACGAAGAACAAAGCCCAAAAAUGAGGAUGUAUCUGUGGGAUAUGAAGGUAAGAUUGGAGAAGCAUUCUGGUGGUAGGAGCUUUUGGUUUUAGGAUGUAAUAACGAAAUCGAUCUUCGAUGGAGUUGGUGUUGGGGGUUCGUUGUAUCCGUAACUUGACAACACAUUUUUUUGGGUCAAACGUUGAAGCUGGCCAAAGACUGUGUAUACAUUUUGAUUUUUCAAGUCAAAAUGAACGUUGCAAUC